Synchiropus splendidus (mandarinfish) is the source of this 1759-nucleotide messenger RNA. RefSeq names its product leukocyte elastase inhibitor-like. Gene Ontology annotation, biological process: negative regulation of endopeptidase activity. The transcript has 10 exons. Gene Ontology annotation, molecular function: serine-type endopeptidase inhibitor activity. Bases 155 to 1408 code for a protein of 417 amino acids. Lineage: Eukaryota; Metazoa; Chordata; Actinopteri; Syngnathiformes; Callionymidae. The record is from RefSeq and is a predicted model, not a curated record.
CCGUAGGGAGUCUGACACUGCGGAAGCUGGUGAUAGCGUUUCAGGGAGUGUCUGGUCCGUCCCAUUAUGAAAAAGUGCGUAGGGAAGGAAAUAUCUGGUGUCACUCCUCGAUCCUUGUUCAUCGUCAACCUGUCGACUCUCCUCUGUCAACAAAAUGUCUGCACAAGCCCUGUCCAGUGCUAACACGGCGUUCUGCCUGGAUUUGCUGAAGAAGUUCUGCGAUAAUGACAAGACAUCCAACGUCUUCUACUCUCCAUUCAGCAUCUCCUCGGCUCUGGCGAUGGUGAUGCUGGGCGCUCGCGGUAAUACCCUCUCACAGAUGUCAGAGGCCCUCUGCGUCAGUAAGGCAAAAAUGUCAGAGCCUCAAAUGGCUGAAGAAAUGCAGCAGGUCCAACACCGCCUGCCACCUUGUCUUCAGCGGAAGGCUCUGAAAACAGUGGAGUGUCAAGAGGUUCACCAGUCCUUUGGUGAUCUGCUGAAGGAACUCCACAACAAAGAUGCCUCGUACGAACUGAGUGUUGCCAACCGCCUCUAUGGAGAGCAGUCCUACGAGUUUGUUCAGGACUUCUUGGAAAACUCCAAAAAAUUCUACCGUGCUGAACUGGAGUGUGUGGACUUCAUCGAAAAUUACGAGGCAGCCAGACUCAACAUCAACAGCUGGGUGGAGGCAGAGACAAAUAGCAAAAUUAAGGACCUGCUGGCUCAAGGGGUGCUGGACGGUUUGACCCGACUGGUGCUGGUGAAUGCCAUCUACUUCAAAGGCAACUGGGACAAGAAGUUCAAGGAGAACCACACAUCCGAGCGCCCAUUCAAAAUCACCAAGAACAACACGAAACCAGUGAAAAUGAUGAACCAAAAAGCCAAGUUUCCUUUCACCUAUAUCCCGGAGGUGAAUUGCCAGGUGUUGGAGCUGCCUUACGUGGGGAAGAGUCUGAGCAUGCUCAUCUUUCUUCCCAAUGAAAAGGAGGAAAUGGAGGAUGGCUCAACUGGCUUGGAGGAGCUUGAAAGGGAGUUGAAUAAUGACACUUUUGCUGAGUGGACUCGCCCUGACAUGAUGGAUGAAGUGGAAGUCCAGGUCAGCCUGCCGAGAUUCAAAUUGGAGGAAACAUACGACAUGAAAAAUGUCCUGAUCAGCAUGGGAAUGGUCGAUGCAUUUGACGUGGCAAAAAGCAAUUUCUCCGGAAUGUCCAAGAACAAUGAUCUGUCGGUGUCCAAGGUUGUUCACAAGGCUUUUGUGGAUGUGAAUGAGGAGGGAACUGAAGCCGCUGCUGCCACUGCAGUAGUCAUGAUGCUACGCUGUCACAGGCCUUCAGAACGCUUCAAUGCAGAUCAUCCUUUCCUCUUCUUUAUUCGACACAAUCCAUCCAAGAGCGUUCUGUUUGCUGGUCGCUUCUGCACACCAGUGUGAGCGUGGAUCUGUUUCAUGCCAGCUUUUCGUCGUACUUCUGUCAACGCGUUAAAAUGCUUGUGCAAUAUCAAUUCCUGAAUAUCGCCAUGUGUGGAGCGGCUUGUGCCAGAAACCAUCUUAUCAUGCAACACAUUCAAAAGUGCCUUUCCUAUUAAACUGAAAAACCCAUAUUGAUCCGGCAGAAAACAUUUCUUGCAGUAACCAAAGAGCCAAACAUAUGUGUUGGUCGUAUAAUACUGAAGGAUCUGUGCAAUUGUAUACGCUUCUAUUAAACGCUGAGGAAGAGUUUACAUGAAAGUAAAUGUAGAGCUUGUAAUGCAUUUAUAGUGUGAAAUAAAAGCGUGCUCUGAA